Messenger RNA from Anastrepha obliqua, 1170 nucleotides. RefSeq names its product gamma-aminobutyric acid receptor-associated protein (gene Atg8a). Bases 157 to 513 code for a protein of 118 amino acids. The transcript has 3 exons. Gene Ontology annotation, cellular component: cytosol; autophagosome membrane; autophagosome. Gene Ontology annotation, molecular function: ubiquitin protein ligase binding; GABA receptor binding. Gene Ontology annotation, biological process: macroautophagy; autophagy of mitochondrion; autophagosome assembly. The record is from RefSeq and is a predicted model, not a curated record. Lineage: Eukaryota; Metazoa; Arthropoda; Insecta; Diptera; Tephritidae.
UGGGCGACAUUUUGUAGUGGAAACUGAACGAGUAAAGAGCAGUUAAUAAAUACAGACACAGGUUUGUUCUACGAGAAAAUUGUGAAAAAUCAAGUGAAGCUUAAGUAGCGGAAAAUAUAGCAUAUUUUAUUGAAUUCAUCCGGAGAAAGCUAAAAAAUGAAAUUUCAAUACAAAGAAGAUCAUGCUUUUGAGAAGCGACGUGCUGAGGGCGAUAAAAUUCGCAGGAAAUAUCCAGAGCGAGUACCAGUUAUUGUAGAGAAAGCGCCAAAGGCGCGCAUUGGUGAUUUGGACAAAAAGAAAUAUUUGGUUCCAUCUGAUUUAACAGUUGGCCAAUUCUAUUUCUUGAUUCGCAAACGCAUACACUUGCGUCCCGAAGAUGCACUCUUCUUCUUUGUGAAUAAUGUGAUUCCACCAACAUCAGCAACAAUGGGCUCUCUAUAUCAGGAACAUCAUGAGGAGGAUUAUUUUCUGUACAUCGCAUACUCCGAUGAAAAUGUGUAUGGUAAAAAUUAGAGCACAUUUACUAAUGGGAGGAGAGACGUAUAGCGGCUAUUGUUAGAAAGGCAUGAUUAAUGGCGUUGCUGUAUUAUGGUGAAUAAUUUAGCAAAGAUGAAAACUAAAGAAAACCAAAUUAAUAACAUUUAUGUGACUCUACACAUAUGCUAUAACGAUUUAAGUACUUUGCGGUGUAUGAAGAAAAUUUUUGUUUUUGUAAUCCCUUGGCGAAAAAUUGGUGAAAUUUACAUCAGCAAGAUAUGUAGCAAGAAAUGAAUAAAUGUAAAAUAUUACAACAAUUAAACUAUAAAUUAAUAUACAUAUACAGAAAUAUGUGUAUGUACCAUGAUUAUAUUAUAUGCACUAAUUUACGUAGCUAUAAAUACAUAUUAUUUAUAAAUAUUUCAAACUAUUAAACUUACAUUUUAUGCGGUAUUGCACUGACUACACUACCCUUGGAUUUGCUUCUUAUUUAAUUCGUUUAUUGCUGAAUCGGAAAAGUUUUCAAUUACGGUAUAUGUAUUUAUGCGCGUUUAAGUUCGUUUUGGCCUUGGUCGUGUCUCUUUUUGAGCUGAAGCGAAACGUUUUGUAAAGACUUGAUUUUUUCUAUUACUAUGGUUAAGUUUUUGAGUUGCAAAAUAAAGGAAUUCCGUGGUUUAUUAUAUUCUUAAAAUA